This is a messenger RNA of Protopolystoma xenopodis, 351 nucleotides long. The record is from the annotation of a GenBank genome assembly. NCBI's taxonomy places the organism in Eukaryota, Metazoa, Platyhelminthes, Monogenea, Polystomatidea, Polystomatidae.
AUGCGUGAUAAUUUCCAUUCAGACCGUGGAUUUGGUACAUUCCCAGGCGUUUCGCCGGCAUCCUCAAUGAGUCUUGCUAGUCUUAGCACCACACUACAACUCGCCAAAGAGGCCAGUGAAGUCGAUCCUUUCUCCAAUUGUCUGCAAAACAGUUGUAGUAUCUCUCCUGCCCUAUAUCUUCGUACCAUCCCUUCAAUAUCACACUUUCAUGCUUGUAUAUCUAAACCUAUUCACACUCUACGCUGGCUUCCACAUCCCUCUCACCGUGCCGAGAGUGUUGAUCCAAGGCAGCGGUUUGAACUUCAAUCCUCUCCCUUCGGAUCACAUCACAGUCAUCCUCUUGCUCAGUAG